Messenger RNA from Bursaphelenchus xylophilus (pine wood nematode), 1276 nucleotides. NCBI's taxonomy places the organism in Eukaryota, Metazoa, Nematoda, Chromadorea, Rhabditida, Aphelenchoididae. The record is from the annotation of a GenBank genome assembly.
AUGGUAAUGCGAUCCGGCUAUUUAGCCCUACCGCUAUCACUGUUGCUCCUCACAAAAUGCACAUUAUCCUGCGCCGCUACUUCAAGCUCAACUACCCGUAAGUUACAUUCAUUGCUGCCCCUCCAAUAUACAUUUACAUAUCCAUUGCUUUAUUCAGUAUAAACUAUUUUUUCAGCAUGUGGAACUUGCCCGAGUCUUCAAGUCAUCACAGAUAACAACAGCUUGGAUCAUGGGGUGACUCUGACCAUGGGAACGAAUUCUGCACAGUGCGCCACACUAACAGUCACUUGCACCGGCGAUACCUCAACUUCCGAAGUUAUUUUAUUGGUAUGUCAGCAUUUUGCACUGCAUUUGGCCGUUGAAAGGUGCUACAAAAGCGAUGAAAAGCAAUCGCUAAAUUUCUUACACCUAGUCCUGGGCGGCGGAGAAGCCCUAAAUUUUGUAAAAAAAGGGGGCAAAGAGCUAUAAUUUUACUCUGUGAAGUGUAAGGGUAUCAAAAUGAAAAGUAAGUCCAGGACAGCCGUUUGAAAAUUGUUGAAAAACAAGUCAGCUACAUACCGGCUAUUUUUACUCAUUUGUAGUCGGAAGAAGAGAAAUUUUUAGAACGGCUCCUCUGAACUCACUUUGCACUCUGAUACUUUGCAGAAUAAAGUUAGAACACUUCUGCUCCCGGCGUGCAAUGCCCGAAGCUUCAUCGACGAACUUCUGCUGAGAAAUCGGCGGUUACUUUUCACUGCAUUUUGUAAAAUUCCCUGCAGUAUUUUAUAGAAAGUAAAAAAAAUCAAUGUGUAUGAGAAAAAAAAUACAUAAUGACAGUAAAACCGUUGUACAACCAACCCAUAUAACAAAACCCGUCUAUUACAAAAAACAAUGAGAUCCAAGCGCCAGUACUGUGUCUAACCAAGCCUGACCGAUUCACCACCGAACCGGACAAUCAUGGCGCACAGGCAAUUUGUCUAGCGCAAUAAAGUUGAAGGAGUUAAUUUGAGGCCACAAUGAACCGAACCUUGCCAUAAAGAAAUAUACUUUUGGCUAGCCACAUUCGAGUGUUUUAUUUUUGAGACUUUUUAUGCAAUUACUUUUACUAUAUACCCAAAAAGCUUUUUACAUCCAACCCUUUCAGUGGACCGACAACGGACAGGACCAAGGCUCCUCCACGGACAGCAACGACAAUUCAGUGACUCGAACUCUGGUCUGCAACAACAACAUGCAAUGGACCCUGACGGACAACGACUUUACUGGCGUUGUAACGGCAGUUGAGUGUCUGGCGACCUGA